Condylura cristata (star-nosed mole) is the source of this 1510-nucleotide messenger RNA. Its product is annotated as protocadherin alpha-13. Gene Ontology annotation, molecular function: calcium ion binding. Gene Ontology annotation, biological process: homophilic cell-cell adhesion. The annotation marks the transcript as partial. The record is from RefSeq and is a predicted model, not a curated record. The transcript has a single exon. Gene Ontology annotation, cellular component: plasma membrane. NCBI's taxonomy places the organism in Eukaryota, Metazoa, Chordata, Mammalia, Eulipotyphla, Talpidae.
AUCAAGCGAAUCCUUCUACAGUAGAAGAACGUAGAAUUGAACCUUGAGAGGCAGCUUGAGGUAAGGUAUUUUAUAUACUUCAGGUAUCUCUGGACCCUUUGAGUGUACCAUGCAGUUUUCCUGGCCAGAAGGCCCAGGUAUCAGGUGUCUGCUGCUCUCCCUUCUGCUCCUCUCAGCCUGGGAGGCGGGGAGCGGCCAGGUCCGCUACUCGGUCCCCGAGGAGGCCAAACACGGCACCUUCGUGGGCCGCAUCGCCCAGGACCUGGGGCUGGAGCUGGCCGACCUGGUGCCCCGCCUGUUCCGGGUGGCGUCCAAAGGCCGCGGGGACCUUCUGGAGGUAAACCUGCAGAAUGGCAUUUUGUUUGUGAAUUCUCGGAUCGACCGGGAGGAGCUGUGCGGGCGGAGCGCCGAGUGUAGCCUCCACCUGGAGGUGAUCGUGGAAAGACCGCUGCAGGUUUUCCACGUGGAGGUGGAGGUGAAGGACAUUAACGAUAACCCCCCUGUGUUCCCUGAAAGUGAGAAGAGAAUAAUCAUUGCGGAAUCUAGACCUCCCGAAACUCGGUUUCCACUAGAUGGCGCAUCCGAUGCAGAUACUGGAGUAAACUCAGCCUUGACCUACCGAUUAGAUCCCAACGAUUAUUUCGCUUUGGACACCCAAAGUAAUCGUGAACAAACCUCUUCGUUAUCACUUGUGUUGAGGAAAUCAUUGGACAGAGAGGAAGUUCAGGAACAUAGUUUAUUACUGACAGCCAGUGAUGGCGGUAAACCCCAGCUGACUGGCACGGUUCAGCUGCGGAUCACAGUUCUGGAUGUAAAUGACAACGCCCCAGAAUUUGAGCAAUUUAUUUACAAAGUAAGACUGUUAGAGAAUGCCGUUAAUGGAACAUUAGUGAUCAAGCUUAAUGCCACAGAUCCCGAUGAUGGUGCAAAUGGAGACAUAAUCUACUCAUUUAGAAGACCUGUAUCGCCUGCAGUGUUGCAUGCAUUUUUUAUAAAUCCCGAAAAAGGAGAGAUUAGGACAAAAGGCAAAUUGGAUUUCGAAGAGACCAAAUUGUAUGAAAUAUCUGUAGAAGCAGUUGACAAGGGGAAUAUCCCAACGGCGGGUCACUGUACCGUUUUGGUGGAAAUGCUAGAUAUAAAUGAUAACGUCCCAGAGAUUACCAUCACAUCUCUGUCGCUCCCGGUGCGAGAGGAUGCUCAGGUGGGCACUGUCAUCGCCCUAAUCAGCGUGUCCGAUCGCGACUCUGGCGUCAACGGACAGGUGACCUGUUCGCUAUCACCCCAUGUCCCUUUCAAGCUGGUGUCCACCUUCAAAAAUUACUACUCGCUUGUGCUGGACAGCGCCUUGGACCGCGAGAGCGUGUCGAACUAUGCUCUGGUGGUGACUGCGAGAGACCAGGGCUCGCCCCCGCUGUGGGCCACGGCCAGCGUGUCGGUGGAGGUGGCCGACGUGAACGACAACGCGCCCGCGUUCGCGCAGCCCGAGUACACGGUGUUCGUGAGGGAGAAC